AUGCUCGUGAAAAGUGUCUUUAUGGAACUACGUUCCCGAUUGAGGAGCUGCAAUGUCUAUAUUACUACCAAUGUGGAUUUUCAAAAAGAUUGCAAUCUCAAAAUUAGUAUACAAUCCAAUUGCAUAGUACUGAAUUAUUAUGACAGUAAUGAAUUGAAGAGAUGUGAUAGUUUGUCGUCAAUAGAGAGCCUUUCUGAUUGUUCGGACUCUGAAUCUGAUGUUUCAUGCAUUAUUCCUAUACAGGAAUUCUGUUUCAUAAUACCUAACUCCAUGUCAUGUCUUAAAAUUGAAAAAAAUACAGUAUCUUUCAGAAUUUUAACCGAACCUAAGAACGGUGGUAACUUUUAUUCAGAAAUAAUUUCAACAAAUAACAUAAACAAAGAAAUCAAAAUAGAUAAAUUGGAUAUUAAUUUUAAUCCCAAAGAAGAGAUAAAAAUUGUAUGCGGCAAUUGCUCAAAUGUACUAUCAGAUGGUUUAGUUAAAUUUGACAGAAUUUUGGAAUUACCGACAAGCAAUUUGGAUAUGUCAGAAUGGUUUUGCCACGGCCACUCUCAUGGUGUUAACGAAUCAGAAAAAGUUACACUAAAACCGAAUACUCUUGACUUUUUAUACAGGCUUACAUUUUUUGUUGUAAACUUGAACAUUCUAUCAGAGAAAAUCAACAAGUUUAAUUCUAAACGAACGGUCUACCAUUGCAACCGAUGUUUAGCUUGGUUGGGUAUUAAAAAUAAGGACACUGUCAAACUAUACAACUCUGACGUAAAGUUACAUCACAAUUCGAAUAUUAAACAUAUCUUCGCACACAAGAAGCCUUUGGAAGAUGUUACAAUCGACGAUUUUAUAUACACAGUAGAGAGUUUGACUCGUGAAUUUAACCUCGGUUUGCAAUAUACAAUGAUGUGUAAAAUUGUUCUAGAAUGUACCAUGUCGGUGACUAAAAAGCAAUAUUUAUUGAUAUGGGUGAUGGAUAAAGAACUGCAAGUGUUGAGAAACGAAGAGAACUUUACAGAUAGAAUUUCCCUGAAAUCUUCGUUUUUAACAAAAAUUCUGUAUAAGACCGAGUCGGAGCUCAAUGAUGAAGUGGAGACCUGGUUGUCUGACCCAAGUUCGGUCAGCACCGAUAUAUCAAAAAGCAUGUUCAAUCAUGGCCUUAGUCAUUUGGAGAAGAUGUCUUUGAAAGUGCCAGAGUCUUUCCGAUAUACAAACGGAUAUACUGUCAGUUAUUUGAAAGCUUAAACUUUGAAUAAAUUUACUUGAAAUUA
Molecule: messenger RNA, 1262 nt
Organism: Bicyclus anynana (squinting bush brown)
Lineage: Eukaryota; Metazoa; Arthropoda; Insecta; Lepidoptera; Nymphalidae
Exons: 1
Coding region: 1-1236 (411 amino acids)
Biological process (GO): protein monoubiquitination; protein autoubiquitination; protein polyubiquitination
Cellular component (GO): nucleus; cytosol; ubiquitin ligase complex
Molecular function (GO): cyclin binding; ubiquitin protein ligase activity; ubiquitin conjugating enzyme binding
Source: RefSeq, a predicted model, not a curated record